Molecule: messenger RNA, 1791 nt
Organism: Nicotiana tabacum (common tobacco)
Lineage: Eukaryota; Viridiplantae; Streptophyta; Magnoliopsida; Solanales; Solanaceae
Product: nudix hydrolase 18, mitochondrial
Cellular component (GO): nucleus; cytoplasm
Molecular function (GO): pyrophosphatase activity
Source: RefSeq, a predicted model, not a curated record
ACACACAGUUGUAGCAGAGCUUCUCAUUAUAUUAUCCACACGCAUAGAAAAUACUAAAAUCUGUCUCUUCUCUUUGUAUUUUUAGCUUCUUGAAAUUAUUAAGGAAGGUGAUCUAAUCCCAGAAAAUAGCUGCUCUUUUUCCUGUUUUAUAAACUAGAUACAGACUAAUUCCAAUUGGGUUUUGUUUUUCUUUUUCUCUCUCCUUAACGACCCUAAUUUGCAGUCCUAUAUUUGUAUAUUGGUAUAUAUCUUCCAUCUCCUUUUUGUGGAGUUCUUUUGAUAUGGCAAUGACGAAGACCUUGUCUAUGAUCUCACGAACUGGAAGAGAUUUGCAGAGAUACAACGAUGGCUGUCGUCAAGUUGUUGGAUGCAUUCCGUACAGAUACAGAAAAACCAACCAAUCAUCUACAGUUCAGGGGACCCAAAUUGAUGAUUUGGAAUUUUUAUUGAUCAGCUCACAGAAGAGUCCAAGAUGGAUGUUCCCUAAGGGUGGUUGGGAAACUGAUGAGGCAUUAGAAGAUGCAGCUUUAAGAGAGACCUUUGAGGAAUCUGGGGUUAUUGGUGAGGUUGAGGUUCAUGAAUUUUUAGGUACUUGGAAUUUCAAGAGCAAAAGCCAAGGCACAUUUCAUGAGGGACACAUGUUUCCUUUGCUUGUCACUGAUGAACUUGAUGAUUGGCCUGAGAAAACUGUCCGAAAACGAUUAUGGUUGAAAUUUAGUGAAGCAAGGGAAGUAUGUUGGCAUUCUUGGAUGAAGGAAGCUUUAGAUGUCUUUGCUUCUAAGCUUACAAAGAGAAACAAAGAAGAAGAAGAGCCUCAGACAUGCGCUUUCGAUGAAUUGUCCUAUGAACAGACAAUUGGUGCUGUAUCUGACCCAAUGUUUUGUGUAGAACCAAGAAUCAGCAUAGAAGCUAAUGAUUUGACAUGUGAAGAGCUAAGAAUUAGCCUUGUAGGUAAGCUAAAGUUCAAUCAAGAAUCAAGAACAAAGCCCUUGUUCGAUGAAAUUAGUAAUGUAGCAAACUCAAUGUUCAGUGAAGAAGCAACAAUGAGCACUAAAGCCCAGCAGAUGUUCAACGAAGAAAUGGGAAAUGGCCAUGUAACUCCAAUGUUUGGUGAAGGUAAAAGAAUAAGCAUUGCUGCUUUCAGCUAGCAAACAAAUGAAGGAGAAACCUCAAGACUUUUAAGAACCACGGACGCCUAUCCAGCAGAAUUCUCGACGAGGUGGAGGCCAAGAAUCAGCAUAAUAUAAAGGAGAAAGAAAGAGCCUUGGAACCUUGUUAAGAGAAAUUUUGGUGACUUAAAGUGCAGGAAUUGGCGUUAUAGCGCACAAUCUGCAAAAGAAAGGAAGAAUAGCCUUUUGAUGCAGUUACAAGCAGCAGUAUUAUGGACCAGAGAAAAGAACCCUUCAAUCCCUGCCUGAUAGAAUUCUCAUAUUGUCACUUUAGCCAGAUAUAAGCAGAUGGUCUGAAGAGCAACUUAUAAAUCCAGUUUCUCAAACUCCAGAUUAGAGAAGAUGACAUGAGAUCUAUCAGGAUAGAGAGAUUUAGAGGUUAAAUCCAAAAGUUUCUAACUUCAUUCUUUAAUUCUUUCAUACUCAUUCAUUCUUUGUUAGCUUUUUCUAACUUAAGUCGAAUAAAUGUACAUCAGCAAUCGUUUGAUUGUGCGUAAAGAACACUAGAAUUGAAAGAAAGACUGUGUCUUUCGUUUGGCAUUACAAAUUCUUCUCUAGUUUGUUGGCAUAACCCUGUUCAUUCAAUUAUUGAACUAUAUAAUAAUGGAUGUGAAGUUCUUGA